Messenger RNA from Colossoma macropomum (tambaqui), 804 nucleotides. RefSeq lists its product as uncharacterized. The coding region runs from base 1 to 804 and encodes 267 amino acids. The record is from RefSeq and is a predicted model, not a curated record. Lineage: Eukaryota; Metazoa; Chordata; Actinopteri; Characiformes; Serrasalmidae. The transcript is spliced from 5 exons. Gene Ontology annotation, biological process: response to bacterium.
AUGGCAUCCUAUGACACGACUGCAUGGUUCAAACAGACUCCAGGAGAAAAGCCUCUUGUCAUUGCUUCUGCUUUUCACACUGCACAAGUUGCAUAUCAUGAUGGUUUCGACAAGAGCGGCCGCUUUAAAGCUUUAAGAAAUAAAAGCAGUUUUAAUAUGAGUAUCUCAAAAGCAGAACCAUCUGAUUCAGCAACAUAUUACUGUGCAAUGGCAGAUUACACAAAUAUUGCAUUAUCAGCUUGCACAGUUUUAGUCCUCAAAGGUUCACCUUCAAGUAUCUCUGCUGUUCUCCAGCCUCCUGUAUCAGAUCCUGUUGAACUGGGAGGAGAUACAAUUUUGCAGUGUUCAAUACUCACAGAUACGUCUGCAGGAGAACACAGUGUGUACUGGUUCAGACAUGGAUCAGGAGAAUCUCAUCCAGGAAUCAUUUACACUCAUGGAAACAGGAGUGAUGAGUGUAAGAAAAGCUCUGAGACUGAUUCUCCUACACAGAGCUGUGUCUACAAACUCCCCAAGAGAAACCUCAGCCUCUCUGAUGCUGGAACUUACUACUGUGCUGUGCUCAUGUGUGGAGAGAUCAUCUUUGGGAACGGAACUAAACUGGACUUUGCAGAGAAAGAAGUUUUGGACCCAACCAUUGUUGUUUUAGCUGUAUCAAACAUCAUCUCCAUGGCUGUGGCUGAAAACACUGACAUCUUGAACUAUGCAGCUCUAAGCUUUGCUCAGUCUUCCUCCUCAAGAAGAAGCAGAACAAAGAACAGCAGUGAUCAGCCUGUGUACGCACAGGUAAAGACCCAUCAGUAG